UUCCUAUUUUCUUAAUUUAUUUGCAAUAUAGGAACAUGAAACCUGAUUUGAAAACACCCAUUUCGCAGCAGUCCCAAGCUCUCCUCCCAUUCACAGAAUGUCUCUGACACGGCAAUCUUUCCGCUUUCUCUUUCUCCUACUGUCUCUCCUGUUCGUCUUGUCUGAAUCCACUCUCUCGUCAUCUUCCUCAUCCAACUCCAUUCAAAACCUCCUCCAAAGCCAAGGCUUGCCCGGAGGGCUCUUCCCGCACGAUGUCAAGUCUUUCGCGCUCCACCCAGAUGGCCUCCUCGAAGUCCUCUUGGACCGUCCUUGCCUGGCCAAGUUCGACACCGGAGUCUACUUCGACAGCGUCGUGAGAGCCAAUCUCACUUAUGGUAAGCUUAUGGGAAUGGAGGGUCUGUCUCAGAAAGAGCUGUUUCUGUGGCUUCCAGUGAAGGAUAUUAUUGUGGACGAUCCAUCUUCUGGUGUCAUAAUGUUUGAUAUUGGGGUUGCUCAUAAGCAGCUCUCUCUUUCUCUCUUUGAAGACCCUCCUGUGUGUAGGCCUACAGAUUUGGAGGUUCUACAGCCAAAUAUUGGGAGGAAGAAAAUUGGAUUUGAAGCUCUGAGAUGAAAGUCAGUUCCAUUUUCGUUUCUCAGAGAAUUUAAGUACGUACAGCGUCUUUGGGAGUUUUGGGCGUUUGCUUUCCUUUCUUUUUCCCCUUCUGAGUUUUGCUUGUAAAAAUGCACGAGGAAAUGAAGUUCAUAAAUGAGAUAGAUGAAUAUUGCAGACGGAGAUAUAGAAAUUGUAUGUUGGGGAUGAGUUUGUGAAUCGAAGUUGGUGAAGCCCUCCCCAUUUGGAAGAACCGAGUUCAGAUCAUUACCAUUCAAUCUUUUGAUUC
Eucalyptus grandis is the source of this 878-nucleotide messenger RNA. RefSeq lists its product as uncharacterized. Bases 98 to 610 code for a protein of 170 amino acids. Lineage: Eukaryota; Viridiplantae; Streptophyta; Magnoliopsida; Myrtales; Myrtaceae. The record is from RefSeq and is a predicted model, not a curated record. The transcript has 3 exons.